Molecule: messenger RNA, 4330 nt
Organism: Camarhynchus parvulus
Lineage: Eukaryota; Metazoa; Chordata; Aves; Passeriformes; Thraupidae
Product: potassium voltage-gated channel subfamily A member 5-like
Exons: 3
Coding region: 1-1887 (628 amino acids)
Biological process (GO): protein homooligomerization; potassium ion transmembrane transport
Cellular component (GO): voltage-gated potassium channel complex; membrane
Molecular function (GO): delayed rectifier potassium channel activity; protein binding
Source: RefSeq, a predicted model, not a curated record
AUGGAGAUCGCGCUGGUGACUUUGGAGAACGGCGGCACCACGGCCAUCGCGGGCGGCGACGAUGCCACGGCCGCAGGCGGCCGGGCGCGCUGGCGGGGCAACUUGCUGCACCUCGCCGGCUCGCCGCAGCUGAGCGACGGCAAGGAGAACGCCCCGCCGCCGCCGCCGCCGCCGCCCGCGGGGGACGAGGAGUGGGAGCGGCCCCCGCCGGGUCCCCGCGCAGGAGGCGGCGGCGGCGCGGGCGGCCCCGACGAGCGGCCGGCGGAGCUCCGCGCGGCCCUCACGCCGCCGCCGCGGCCGCCGCCCCGCGCCCCGCGCCCCGCCGCGGACAUGGGGCCGUCCGAGGAAGGGGGACACCGCCGGGGCAUGGCCAUGGCUGCGGCGGGCGACGAGGAGGAGGAGGCGGCGGCGGCCAACCCGGGCGCCAUGCACCACCAGCGGGUGCUGAUCAACAUCUCGGGGCUGCGAUUCGAGACGCAGCUGGGCACCCUCAACCAGUUCCCCGACACGCUGCUGGGGGACCCCGACAAGCGCAUUCGCUACUUCGACCCGCUCCGGAACGAGUACUUCUUCGACCGCAACCGGCCCAGCUUCGACGGCAUCCUCUACUUCUACCAAUCCGGGGGCAAGCUCCGCCGGCCCGUCAAUGUCUCCAUCGACGUCUUCGCCGACGAGAUCCGCUUCUACCAGCUGGGUGAGGAGGCCAUGGAGCGCUUCCGGGAGGACGAGGGCUUCAUCAAAGAGGAGGAGAAGCCCCUGCCCCGCAAUGAGUUCCAGCGCCAGGUCUGGCUCAUCUUUGAGUACCCCGAGAGCUCCAGCUCAGCCCGGGCCAUCGCCAUCGUCUCUGUGCUGGUCAUCCUCAUCUCCAUCAUCACCUUCUGCCUGGAGACCCUGCCCGAGUUCAGGGACGAGAGGGAGAUGCCCGUACCUCUGCCCCCACAAGGUGGAGGUUUGAAUGGCACGCCCGGGGACUCCCCACCCAUGCAACCACCCAGUAGCCUGGCUGACCCUUUCUUCAUCAUCGAGACCACCUGUGUGAUCUGGUUCACCUUUGAGCUCCUCGUGCGCUUCUUUGCCUGCCCCAGCAAGCCUGAGUUCUCCCGCAACAUCAUGAACAUCAUUGACAUCGUGGCCAUCAUCCCCUACUUCAUCACCCUGGGCACCGAGCUGGCCCACGAGCAGCAGCAGCCCGGGACUGGCAGUAGCAAUGGGGGUGGGGGCCAGCAGCAAGCCAUGUCUCUGGCCAUCCUGAGAGUCAUCCGCCUGGUCAGAGUCUUCAGGAUCUUCAAGCUCUCCAGGCACUCCAAGGGGCUGCAGAUCUUGGGACAGACUUUGAAAGCCAGCAUGAGGGAGCUGGGCCUCCUCAUCUUCUUCCUCUUCAUCGGGGUGAUCCUCUUCUCCAGCGCUGUCUACUUUGCUGAGGCUGAUGACCCCGAGUCUCAUUUCUCCAGCAUCCCUGAUGCUUUCUGGUGGGCUGUGGUAACCAUGACUACUGUGGGCUAUGGGGACAUGAGACCUGUCACUGUAGGGGGCAAGAUUGUGGGCUCCUUGUGUGCCAUCGCUGGUGUGCUCACCAUUGCCCUCCCUGUCCCUGUCAUUGUGUCCAACUUCAACUACUUCUACCACCGAGAGACUGACCACGAAGAGCAGGCUAUCCUCAAAGAUGAACACAGUAGUGCUCAGGGUAGCACUGCGGGGGGAGAAGAGAAGAGAAGACCCAGUAAAAACUCUCUGAACAAAUCUGUUGUGCACUUGGAAAACAGUGAGGAGUUCAACAAUGGCACCAGCUCCUUAGAAAAAGCAAAUAUCAAAGCAAAAAGUAAUGUAGAUCUCAGAAAAUCCCUCUAUGCUCUCUGUCUGGACACCAGUAGGGAAACAGACCUGUGAGGAGAGGAGACAGUUAGAGUUCAGAGGGGCAGAAGGAUUUUCUGGUGUCAGAAACUUGCUACUAUAAUUACUCUUUUAGUACCAAUUAGUUUUUUAAGUCAGGCUGUAUUUUAUAAAUUGAUUGCUGUCCUGAGCAGUCCUACAGGAAUACAUGUUUUUGUGUUCUUUUUCCAUGACACAAAGGGUCACCUAUUUUUAAAAUAGACUAAGCUACACUCCAUAAUGCAGGAGCUGGUAAAUUAUGACAGUGAAAAAUCUAAUUUGUAGAAACUUAUUUUAGCAAAUGGUCAUUGGUUUCGAAUGGGUAAUUUGUAACCAAUUCAGUUCCUCCGAGUUUAGUGUAAAGAACUGGGGGGAUGUGUGUGUAGAGAAUGAAUGGAUUGGGGAUGGAAGGGAGGAGGUUGAGGGGUUUUGUAUUAUAGUUUCAAACUGAAAUUAUUCAAUUAUAUUUUGUAUCUGUAUGACUGUAUUUAUGGUUGAAAGGAGAUUUCUUAUUCCUGUGAAAUAUGAUAUCAUUAAAGCACUAGGAAAAUUAGCAAAUCAGCACUUUCUGAGUUUUGCACUAGUGAUCAGCACAGAUCUGGUUAUCUUGUAUGUGAAGUGAACUUGGUGCUUUGAACCCUAGAGCAGAAAACUUCUGUUGUCAUUGAUAUGUUAGUUUCUUGUGAUCCUUAAAUUAUUAAAUAUUGCAGAUAUACCUCUUCAUAAAUAAUUUUAUUAGUUACCUUCCUGUUUCAGAAUUUCUAAGUCAUUCAGUCAUGUGCUUACAGGCCCCACUCAAAAAAGUACGUGCAGCUUUUCCUUUUUUUUUUUUUUGUGGUUUUACAGUUUUGUAUCUUUGUUGUAUUGUUGAGACCUAAAGAAAAAAAAAUACACUGUUCUGCUGUUACUGGUUUAAAUCUAGUGCACAACAAAUCUAAAGUGAUCUGAACAGAUUUUCAAGUGCACAACAGAUCAAAAACACAAGGGAGUGGAUAGGCACAAUAAGAAAGUAGAAUAUUGAGUGUAAUAUCUGCAGAACUGUUUUCAUUGUACACUCCAGAUUCCUUGAGCUUGUGUAUCAGUCACCUUUAUGUUUGCACACACCAUUUGUGUACACAGUUCUCUGGUUUUAGUUCUCUCAGACUGGGAGUGGAUGGCACUUCAGGAGUCAAACGUGGCGUGCUGUGCUGCUUCAACAACCAUUGUGUGGCUUUUCUCUUGGACACAGAUGAAAAGCACCAUCUUUUCAUCAAAACACACCCCUGGUUUCUUGUAUUUCCAAACAAAACCUUCUCAGUGCUGUGGAUUUUACAGUUGAAGUAUUGUUGAGAGACGAGUGACACCUUGCCUUCAUCAGGAUCACAGCUAACUCUGAAGACCGACAAAAAGUUGCUCCUUUAGCUCAAAGAGCUUUCUUACCAUUUCUCUUGCAAAGGACAUCUCUGUUUCGCCCUCCAGCUUCUGUUGUAUUGCUGAAGGAUGUUCCAUGCCUUUCCCGCAUCCUGUGGCACACCAAGAGUAGCAGAGAAGAGAAGGCUUGAUUGUCAGCAUCGCUCAAGAGUGACCUGGAGCUCAAGCAGGAGUGAUGUUCUCCAGACAGCUCUCCACGGCUUCCCUAAGACACCAGUGAGCCACGAGACUGAGGCAGAAAUUCCAGUGUGGGGAGGGUGUGAGUCAUGAGAUGACACUGACCAUUAGGAAGACACUGCUGCAGAGUCUGAAACCAAACCAGCCUAUUCCUUGUUCUCAAGUCAUCUUGGGUUAGAAGCUGCUGAAAAACUUCCUUCUGGAUAAAUAACUGUGAUGUCCCCAUCAUCCCCAGAAUUGGAUUCCUUCACUGGGAUUGCUGAAACACUGGUCUGCUCCAAGGUUUCUCUCAUAGAAGAAUAGUUCAGCUUCACAACAGGAGUGAGAAAAGUUUAAAUGCUUUAGGGCUCACUCCCAGGCACAAGACUUUAUUCUUUGAGCUUUUGCUUGGAAAUAAAUUGAGUUCUUGUCGUAGAUUGGGCAUCUUAUCCCCUGCUUCUUACAUAUCAAACUUUCUCAUAAUUCUGGAAGAUUUAAGUGUUUGUUCUCUUUCUUUUAUUGGCGUUCGUCUUUAUUUAUUUUGUAUUCUUGAGAUGUGCUGUAUCUCUGGAGUUUGUAUUUCUACUUUUACCAUAAAAAUGCUGUACAUACAAGUCUAGAAUGCAUCUGAAGAUUAGUCUAAUUUUUCAUGUGACUUUGACUUGAACAUUUUUCUGUUUAUGUUUAUAUUGCUAUUUCAAAUAUGUUCAUUACCUGUAUUCUUUAUGCCUGUUCCCCAUCUCUCUAACUCAAUAAAAUAAUGUUCCCAUUCUUCAGAACCAUGUCCCGUGUGCGUGACAGUGAUAACAGUUUCUGAAUAAUAAUGACUGAUAAUUUAAAAUGUGCUAAUCUAUAUUUAUAUCUGUUUCUAUGUCUAUAUGUGUCUGUCACAGCC